AUGAGUACGAAACACCCUUUGGUCGAAAUUAGCGAUGAAGGCGAGGAGGAUGGAAGCAAGGAGGAUGGAAGCAAGGAGGAUGAGAAACGUACAACACGUAGCGGCCGGUCGUUUUCUUCACCAGGCAAAGACAAAGGCAAACAGAAACCCAAGAAAAAACGGAAAACAAUCCAAGCCUCUUCUGCGGAUCCUAACUUGCUUGACGAUCCUGACUUGCUUAAAAAAAAGAAAGAUAUCCCUGAAAUAGGAAACAGAUAUAUCGGCGAACACACCGGCGACAUUAUUGCGCAGCAAUUCACAGAGCCUAUUCCAGCCAAAUUUGCCAAGGAUGAAAAAAAUAAAAAGGAUGAUGAGUGGAACAAAGAGUUCGAACGCAUGACUGUGGAAGAAUUACUCAAUUUUUUCCGUUUUUGGUACCCCAGCUUCUCUGCAGUGAUGCUCGGCAGGCAACACGUGCCCACAUGCCUCAAGUUUUUUCAGCCCAUCAUCCUUCUGUCGCUGUGUCAUGUGAAUAAUGGUGAAUUGCAGAAUGGCAACUAUCGGGACCCAACUUUUGAAGAGGUUGCUUCACUUGCGUUUGCAGAUUCAAUGAAACCUCCUCCCAAACGUCCCUAUUUCAAGCUGAACUUUUCAGGCACGAGAAGCUGUCAUGUCGCGAAGUCAGCAAUGGAUAAGUUCCCAGCGAUGUACGACAAGGUAUUUGUUGUUGCUCAACGAUCUGCAGAAGCCGCAGGGCAUGGUUCCAAAGGAAUAGUCAGAUAUGACACCGUGAAGAAAUACCUCAACGAAUUUUACCGCCUUGUCACUGCCUCUUGGUCCAUGGCACCCACCUUAAUCGGGGCUAACCCUGUCCCUACACAGAGUGAUCAGGUUCAGGGUCUGGAGUGGAUCCUCGAACUUGUGCAGAGAGAGAAACUUGGCUAUAAGAACGAAAAUCAGGGCUUCCCACAACCAAAAGAUACUCCGAAAACGGACGAGGAUCAUUGCGUUGCCAACCCAUACGGGGCCGAUACAAUCAUCAACGAUAAUCGCAACAGAUUCAUCAAGAAGGUCACGCUGAAUAGUGUCGUGGAGGUCUUGGCCGAAGGCGAAGGAAGUGCUGUCAGAAAGCCGUUCCAUGACAGGUCUGGUCACAUUGUAUACGAAUUUCCUGCUACACCUGAAGAUGACGAAAAGGCUCAAGAGGCAUGCGUGUCGUUCUAUUUUGCAAAUUGCAAGGGACGGUACCCCAUGUGUCCAAACGAGAAUGAGCAAAAGGAAGACAACAUCGUCCGACUUCGAACCUGGCGCAGCUUGGAAAGAAAUGAUGCAGAGGAGUUUAUGGGGCUAGUCCCUCCUAUGGCGUUGUUGCGAUCCCUCGAGGAACAUAAAGUCAUUCAAGAACAGUUGACAGAAUUCUACGACUCAGUUGAUUCCCUGUACCAGCCCCCUCCCUCCGCCGACAUACCAGAAAAAGCAAAGUGGAAGGUUGAGAUUACGCUCAAAAAUGAGUUGGUUUGGAAGCUUCCUCUGGAGCAUAGUUCAGGCAACGAGUUGGUUGGCAUUGAAUUGGUCAGUGCAGUCUGGCAACUUGAUCAAAACUUGAAAUGCCUGCUCAGUCCACACUUGAUGCUGUCGAUCGGAGUGUGA
Seminavis robusta is the source of this 1629-nucleotide messenger RNA. Lineage: Eukaryota; Bacillariophyta; Bacillariophyceae; Naviculales; Naviculaceae. The record is from the annotation of a GenBank genome assembly.